CUGUAAUUUUUUUUCUAAUUGUUUCAGAAAUUAUUAUCAUCAUAUACAAUAGUAACUAUAUUUACUUGACUUUGUACAAGAUUUGAUAUUAGUUGUCAAGAGUACUUCAGGUGCAAAAAUGGAUGUUGUAAACCAGGCUGGACCUCGGGUAAACAAAGUUAUAGAUGGCAUCGCAGAAAGAGUUCAAAAACUAUUUCAGGAUUUCUUGGAAGAGUUUUCAGUUGAAGGCGAAGUGAAAUAUCUUGCACCUGCCGAAGCUUUGAUGAGACCUGAACGCAACACCCUUACUGUAAGCUUUACAGAUAUCGAAAUCUACAAUCAACAACUAGCGACUACUAUUCAAGAGGAAUAUUACAGAAUGUACCCUUUCCUUUGUCGAGGUGUAAGAAGUUUUGCAAGAGAACAUUAUCGUGGCAUCCCAGCCAGUAAAGAUUUGUAUGUUGCAUUUGAAGAAGUUCCAACAAGACAAAAAAUAAGAGAGCUACGGAAUGGGAGAAUUGGAACAUUGUUGAGAAUUAGUGGUCAAGUUGUCCGAACUCAUCCUGUCCAUCCUGAAUUGGUCAGUGGAACAUUCACAUGCUUGGAUUGCCAAACUAUUAUAAAAGAUGUGGAACAACAAUUCAAAUAUGUGCAGCCAACAGUCUGCAGAAACCCACAAUGUGGUAAUCGUUCAAAGUUUGUGCUUGAUACAAACAAAUCCAGAUUUGUUGAUUUUCAAAAAGUGAGAAUACAAGAAACACAGUCUGAACUUCCAAGAGGAUGCAUUCCUAGAAGUGUUGAAGUAGUUGUUCGUGCUGAAGCAGUUGAAAUGGCUCAAGCUGGUGAUAGAUGCGAUUUUAUUGGAACGUUGAUUGUUGUGCCAGACGUGGGACAACUUGCAACACCAGGGACAAGAGCUGAAACAUCAACAAGAACCGGCGGUGACAGGAGUUUUGAAACAGAGGGAAUCAGAGGUCUGAAAGCAUUAGGUGUUCGCGACUUGAAUUAUCGUCAAGCUUUUCUUGCCUGUCAUGUCACUGCUACCAAUCCCACAUUUGGUGGGAAAGAAAUAAGAUAUGAUGAACAAACAAUCGAAACUAUUAAGAAUCAAAUGACAGAAUCGGAAUGGGAAAAAAUUUAUCAAAUGUCUUGUGAUAAAAAUCUCUACAAUAAUCUAUGUCAAAGCUUGUUUCCAACUAUUCAUGGUAAUGAUGAGGUGAAACGUGGGACUUUGCUGCAGUUGUUCGGAGGUGUUCCAAAAAUUACCCUGGAGAAGACAACGCUUCGUGGAGAUAUUAAUGUCUGCAUUGUUGGUGAUCCCAGCACAGCUAAAAGUCAGUUUCUGAAACAAGUAGAAGAAUUCUCACCUAGAGCUGUAUACACAAGUGGUAAAGCAUCAAGUGCUGCUGGUUUAACUGCUGCUGUUGUUCGAGACGAAGAAACGAAUGAGUUUGUUAUUGAAGCUGGUGCUCUCAUGUUGGCUGACAAUGGUGUUUGUUGUAUUGAUGAAUUUGAUAAAAUGGAUCCUCGUGAUCAAGUUGCAAUUCAUGAAGCAAUGGAACAACAAACUAUAUCUAUAACCAAAGCUGGUGUCAAGGCAACUUUGAAUGCAAGAACAUCUAUACUCGCUGCAGCAAAUCCAAUCGGAGGUCGAUAUGAUCGUGCUAAAUCACUUCGACAGAAUAUUGCACUAACUGCUCCAAUCAUGUCCAGAUUUGAUUUGUUCUUCAUUCUUGUUGAUGAAUGCAAUGAGGUUACAGAUUAUGCGAUUGCACGACGUAUUGUCGAUCUACAUGCAAGACUGGAACAUUCUGUUGAUCGGACAUAUUCACUUGAAGAAAUGCAGAGAUAUCUGAUAUUUGCUAGAAUGUUUAAACCCAAGAUAACUAAAGAUGGAGAAGACUUUAUGGUUGAUGAAUAUAAAAGAAUGAGAGAAAGAGAUUGUUCUGGAGUUGCAAGAUCAUCAUGGAGAAUCACAGUGAGACAGCUAGAGAGUCUUGUCAGAUUGUCAGAAGCGAUGGCGAGACUUCAUUGUCUGGAAGAAGUUUUACCAAAGCAUGUGAAAGAGGCUGCAAGACUUCUCAAUAAAUCAAUCAUAAGAGUCGAAACACCCGACAUUAAUUUUGAUCAAGAUGAAGAGAUCAUGGACGAUGAACAAACAGCUGAAAACCAGGAUGCAUCACAAGAACAGGCGACGGCCACUCGUGUGUUACAAUCUCAGGAUUCUAAUCUUCCUUCUGGUGAUUCUGCUACCACUCCUGCGAAGAAAGUUCAGAGUAAAAUUUCAUUCGAAGAUUAUAAAAGAAUGAGUAAUAUGCUCGUCUUACACAUGAGACAGAAAGAAGAGGCCGCAGAAGAAGAAUCAGGAGAGGGUGACGGUGGAGCUCUGAAAAAAUCAACAUUAAUCAACUGGUAUUUGGAACAAAUAGCUGAAGAUCUGGAAUCUGAAGAAGAUUUAAUCGAGAAGAAAACUGUGUUAGAGAAAGUUAUCAAUAGACUCGUAAACAGGGAUCAUGUUUUGAUUGAGCUUGGACAAACUGGAUUAAAAGAUGGCGAGUCAGCAGAAAGUCAUGAAAAGGAUCCAAUCCUCGUUGUUCACCCAAACUAUGUCAUCGAAGAAUGAGAACUAAACAUGCAAAUAUUGUGUGAAGGACUAGUCCACUUCCCAUUUGUACAUGGCAAGAAAAUUGCAGAAAUGAGGCAUAAGUUAGUAAAGGAAACUGAUCUAUUGAGCUUUACUAGGGAGUGACGAAUAAUAAAUGACGAUAGAAUUGUUUUAGGAUUAUUUCUCAGGUUCCUUAUUUAUUCACACAAUCAUGAUUCAGUGGUGUAUAAAUGUAAAGAAAUUCGCCACACAAAUACUAGUUCUUAAAUUAUGUAUCUUUCCAGUAAAAUUUGUUAUCUUGUUUGAAAUGUCUGCUCUUUUACUAGUAUGGUAGGACACAUUUUCAGACUAUUUACACGCAACUUGCUUCACCUUCUCAAAUUGGUCAAAAUGUCAUCUUGGCUUAAAUUUUGAUCCAGGGCAAUGUUUACAGAGUAGUAUGCCCUCUAACAUAGUGUGAAAAAUAACAAAGCGUUUCUAAAUUGGAGAAAAACCAUUUUGUCUUAGCUGUGCCUCUUCACACCUAGUAGUAUUGUGAUGUGGAUAUAGUAAUAAAAUCCACUGGUUUAUCUAAAACUUUCACAUUUAACUUUUUUGCAGACGAUCUGUGUCCUGAUCAUGCCAUAUCUUCCGUACACUGCCAGUUUUUUUCUAGAUUGUUAAAUAAAAUUUGUAAAUGAGUUGGUA
Messenger RNA from Styela clava, 3271 nucleotides. RefSeq names its product DNA replication licensing factor MCM6-like. Gene Ontology annotation, cellular component: nucleus; MCM complex. Gene Ontology annotation, molecular function: ATP binding; single-stranded 3'-5' DNA helicase activity; single-stranded DNA binding. NCBI's taxonomy places the organism in Eukaryota, Metazoa, Chordata, Ascidiacea, Stolidobranchia, Styelidae. Gene Ontology annotation, biological process: DNA replication initiation; mitotic DNA replication; double-strand break repair via break-induced replication. The record is from RefSeq and is a predicted model, not a curated record.